Messenger RNA from Necator americanus (New World hookworm), 738 nucleotides. RefSeq lists its product as uncharacterized. The coding region runs from base 1 to 738 and encodes 245 amino acids. The record is from RefSeq and is a predicted model, not a curated record. The transcript has a single exon. NCBI's taxonomy places the organism in Eukaryota, Metazoa, Nematoda, Chromadorea, Rhabditida, Ancylostomatidae.
AUGGCUGCCCAACAGCGCCUUAGGAAUGUGCGGAAUUCUGACUGCGACCCUAACCUUGUGUUGUUUCUGAGUGAAUGGUUUGCCCGUACCAAUGCUUACGCUCAAUCAUUUAAAAUGAUGAGCGAAGUGGAGCAAAUGGAAAUAGCGGCAGCUCAGCGAGAAAAUCGGCAAACCAUACCGAUUCGCAUGGUAUUCGAUCACAGCAGAGAGAGGGGUUUCGCAAGAGGACAGUACGCUACUCCUACUGCGAACAAAGUGGCAGUCGUAUACGUGGGAGAAGAAAACGACGUUCCUGCAAGCAGGAGUCUUGCUGUCCAUCUUCGACAGGCUGCAGGAUCAACGUUGAUGAGCAUCAGUGACAUAGAUAAACGUUGCGAUCUUCUCACGUAUCCACUCCUCUUUCCAACCGGUAGAGGUGGAUGGGAUCCGAUCUUAGUUGAUAAUGACGGAGCUCAAAUCGCUCAAAUGAAGUAUUACGAUCACCUCUUCUCCAUUCGUGAGUCUUUCAAUCCAAUUCUGCAUGCGGGUAAACUCUUUCAACCGUUUGCUGUUAACGCUUACGUCAAGAUAGAGCAGAACAGACUAAAUUACCAAAGGGUGCGUCAGGUUGAUCUCCGUUCUGAUUCUUAUAGACGGUUACAGAAUUAUUUGGCCGGUGAAGAUAGCGAUAAACCACCAGUAGCAGAGUUAUCUUGGCGUCUUCACACAUUGGCAGUCCGAAAACCUAUGCAGCAAUAA